AUGGUGGCAGAAUCAUGGAGAGAAGAACUACUUAAUCUCUCAUUUUCCUCUGCCAUAAAAGUCUCUCCUAGGACAACAACAAUUCCAGGAUUUCAAGUCGUUGAGAAAGACUAUCAGACCAAAUCACUUCAAGAGCAUCAUUUAUCAGAAUAA
Molecule: messenger RNA, 153 nt
Organism: Dovyalis caffra
Lineage: Eukaryota; Viridiplantae; Streptophyta; Magnoliopsida; Malpighiales; Salicaceae
Source: the annotation of a GenBank genome assembly